UGGCUCAGAAAAAUGAGGAGCAAAGGCUUAAGUAAGAACAAGAUGCGAUGACGGUUGUUGUCAAGUCAUGGUCUGGUCCUCCUCCUGGAUGGGCUCAAAAAUGCAAUAUCGGCAUCUAUCGUGAUAAGAGUCAAAAAAGAAGUGGGGCGGCUUGGGUUUUGAGAAAUUAACAAGGCAAGGUCUUAAUACAUAGUCGUCGUGCCUUCUCGAACAUCCUAUCUAAAGAAGAAGCGAGUUUACAUGGUCUUAGAUGGGCUAUCGAGAGUAUGCACGAUCAUAAACUCAACAGACUUAUCUUUGCGCUGGAUGAUGACACUUUCACGAAGGUGAUUCUAAGACCCAAGGCGUGGUCAAACUUUAGAUGCCAGCAGUUGGAGCUUAUGGAAAAAUUAAGCAAAUUGGAGUGGUGGAAAUUGGUGAAAGAAGAUAGAGUAAUUAAUAAAGGAGCUUUCCUCAUUGCUCAAUGUGUGAUACAACUUGUUAUGCUUAAUCUUAUGCCGUUUUGGAUGGCAGGCUUCUUUGAGAAUGAGGAAAUUGAUCCCUCUAUUUAGUUGGAACUUUGAGUGGAUGGCUGUCAAGAUUUUUUUGGGAUGCAUCAAUGGUAGUUUGUGAUUGAUCUUGGAUAUGGCUUUAUUUUUUAGUGGAAGUUUUAGUAUGCUUGGCUGUUUUGAGCAUCUUAAUCUGGAUAUAUUUUGUUUAUGUCACUCUUCCUUUAUGUUUCAAGCUUUCAAAUUAAUCUAUCAGAUGACCAAAAAAAAGGAUUGAUUGGUAACAUUCCAAUUCCCAAAUGUAGAUUCAAGUAAGGUCUAUCAGCAUGCGUAUGGGUAAAUUUACAUCCGGAUCCGUGGCGCAAUGGUAGCGCGUCUGACUCCAGAUCAGAAGGUUGCGUGUUCGAUUCACGUCGGGUUCAAACUCCCCGAAACUAAUUCCGGAAUAUCUUUUUGCUAUGUGCCUAUGUCUAGUUUUGAGGUGACUGGUCUCAUCUCUGUUCCUCCUAUCUGUAGCCUCCAUAAAUCUUCCACUUCAGUUCCCUGAGCAUAACGAUGGACCGGUUUUGGGCUGAUUAAGGGCCUUUGGUACUCUCAUAGGCCCGUAUGUUUCUUAAACCCUUCAACUAGUUACGGAACCCCCUUGAUUAAUACGCAAAGGCCUUUUUUUCUUUACAAAGAACCACCGUGAUCAUCUGUUGACUUCUUAAUUUCAAAAAAAAAAAAUCUACUUACUAAAUUCGAUAGAUUGAAAUACUAAUAAUUAUAUUAAAUUUCAAUCUCAUCCACUUGCAGUGAAAGAUAAUGUUAAAAAAAGUAAAUAUCUGGCUAAAAAAAUAAAAUAAAAUACAAACUUUCCUUUGCGCAAUGCAGAGAAAAUUAAAUGAAAAAAAUUUAGGAUCGGUUUGUAUUUAAAAUCCAACAUCAGAAAAAAAAAAAAAAAAAGAAAAAAAUAGACAAACAAACACAUCGGAGGAGACGAAUAGGCAUUUGUAAUAAAAAAAACAACAGAGUUCGGACAUUUUUUCGAUCUCUUGUUUUCCUGUCCAAAAGGUAGCAAAUUUGUGGGUUUCUCGGAUCUGGGAUUCUCCCCAAUUUGAUGUUUCUGAUUCUUCUUCUUCAGACAUUAAAUUAGGCUCUGUUCUUCGCCUUUUUUUGCUUAUAAUAAUCAUUCGGUUAGAAUUUUCCGACAAAAUAUUCCAAUUUUGCGACAAAAUAUUCCAACCUUGAAGUUUCCUUAUGGAUUUGCGGGUUCCGAUUCUCUUCUUCUUAUUGAGUACAAUAUACUUUCCUUCUGUCUUGGCUUCAUCGUCCCCUGUGGACUUUUCCGUCUGCAAUCACGAAUUCGAGCUCUUCCGCUUCGAUUUAGACUCCAAAUGUCCUCCUUCUCUCCAUCCAGCUCCUCCUCUCCAGGUAGAUGGAGAGACACUUGACAGGUUAAUGGGUUUGAACUAUGAUGCGAAUGGUUAUAUGUCUGUGCUCUUUUAUGCUUCCUGGUGCCCUUUCUCACGCGCUGUGCGUCCUAAGUUUGAUAUGUUGAGUUCCAUGUUCCCUCUGAUACAGCACUUAGCUGUCGAGCAUUCUCAAGCACUCCCAUCUGUCUUUUCAAGGUAUGGUAUCCACAGCUUACCUUCAAUCCUGAUUGUUAAUCGAACUUCAAAGGCACGUUACCAUGGUCAAAAGGAUCUUACAUCCCUCAUUGAGUUUUAUGAGGAAUCUACAGGUCUCAAGCCUGUCCAGUACGUGGCAGAAGCUGAACCAACAACCAGCUUAGACUCCACCGAUGGUAACCUGAUCACAUGGUUACGCAAAGGGACAUCGAUCAGUGAAAUAUUCAGACAAGAUCCGUUCUUGGUUCUAUCUCUGCUGUUUAUCUGUUUACAAAUGGCAAUCCUCGUCUUCCCCAUAGCAGAAUCUCGCAUGAAAGCGUUGUGGGCUUCUUACGUUUCCAAUCUAAACCUGGAAAGGUUUGGAGAGAUUAGUCAACUGUUCAGCCGCGCUCUUCACAUGGUCGAUGUGAGGAGGCUGUGGUUGAAACUAAGACUCGUCAAAACAAGGAACUUUCAUGAGAGGGCAAAGAACGCACAAGCCUGGGCUUCAUCGCUUGCAUCUGUCUCUCUAGGCCAAGCUUCAUCAGACCAGUCCUGAUCCCUUGAAGAGAUCCUUCUAGUAUUUAAGCGUGUUCUUGAAACCUGAGAGUUUCCCUUUACAUGGAAUGUUAUAUUGACUUUCUGAGUUAAUUUGUCCAUCAAAAGCAUGUAAAUCCAGGAACAGCCUUGUUUCUGUCUGUGAAUAUCUUUUUUUUUCUCUUUUUUGUUUUUUGAAUCUGAGUCUGAGAUAUAUGUUUUGACCUCAUUUCUUUUACUGAAUAAUUUUUGUUGAGUCGGCUAAACUUUCUCUGAAUCUUCAGAGCAA
Messenger RNA from Brassica rapa (field mustard), 2903 nucleotides. RefSeq names its product 5'-adenylylsulfate reductase-like 5. The record is from RefSeq and is a predicted model, not a curated record. Lineage: Eukaryota; Viridiplantae; Streptophyta; Magnoliopsida; Brassicales; Brassicaceae.